AUGUGUGGCAUAUUUGGGUAUUGCAAUUUUUUGAUUGAGAAAACAAGAGGAGAAAUUCUUGACACCCUGAUCGAGGGCCUACAAACAUUGGAAUACAAAGGUUAUGACUCAAGCGGUGUUUCAAUUCAAGGCGAUGAACUCAGUUCUAUCAACGUUUAUAAGCAGACUGGUGAAAUAAGCAACCUGAAGAGAGAAAUUGACCUCCACAAUCCUAACAGAGACCUGCCAUUUAUUUCUCAUUGUGGCAUCGCUCAUACCAGGUGGGCAACACAUGGUGAGGUAAGAUAUGCAAAUUGUCAUCCUCAUAACUCAGACUCUUCUAACGAAUUUGUCGUGGUGCACAACGGGGUCAUCACCAACUUUGAUAAUCUGAAAGCUUUGCUAGCAAGAAAGGGCCAUGUAUUUAAAGGUGACACCGAUACCGAAUGCAUUCCUAAACUAUACAAGCAACUUUAUGAUACAAGUAUUCGGCUCGGGUACAGCCUUGAUUUCCAUGUAUUAACAAGUUUGGUGCUAGAAAGAUUGGAGGGUUCCUACGGCCUGCUUUGCACUUCUUCCCACUUUCCAGAUGAAGUAGUUGCUGCAAGAAAGGGUUCUCCGUUAGUUAUCGGUGUCAAAGGUAGAAGAAAUCUUAAAGUAGAUUUUAUCGAAAUCGAGUAUCUAGAUCAUAAAGAAAACUACCUUGAAAUUAAUGUGCCAAACAAGAAUCCUGGAGGUAUCCCCCCCAGCGUUCCUUUGAAAUAUGAUACUUGUCUAAGAAAGUCCCCGCCUCUCCGUUCACAAUACAUAGAAGCUUCUACAAGAGAGGGCAGUGUUUCUACUUUCAAUUACGUGUCAUCAAGAGAACUAUCGGCAGAUAAUGGAUUACCACAACCCAUUGAAUUCUAUUUGUCAUCCAAUUAUUCGUCAUUAGCACAAUAUGCAGAUAAAGUGUUGCAUUUGGAGGAUAAUGAUAUUGCCCAUAUUUACGACGGGGAGCUUCAUAUCCAUCGUUCUAAAAGCGAUCCCGAGGCCUUCCCAUUCAGAGCAGUUCAAACCUUAGAACGGAAGUUCUCCCAGAUGAAAAAGGGUUCUCAUGAUUAUCUCAUGCGAAAGAAAGCUUAUGAAGGGCCUGAAAUAUCCAAAUGCUUUGAGAAGAGGAGUCAAUUCCUCUAA
This is a messenger RNA of Saccharomyces kudriavzevii IFO 1802, 1155 nucleotides long. RefSeq names its product putative glutamine--fructose-6-phosphate transaminase. The coding region runs from base 1 to 1155 and encodes 384 amino acids. Gene Ontology annotation, molecular function: L-glutamine:D-fructose-6-phosphate transaminase (isomerizing) activity. The transcript has a single exon. Gene Ontology annotation, biological process: protein N-linked glycosylation; fructose 6-phosphate metabolic process; UDP-N-acetylglucosamine metabolic process. NCBI's taxonomy places the organism in Eukaryota, Fungi, Ascomycota, Saccharomycetes, Saccharomycetales, Saccharomycetaceae. The record is from RefSeq and is a predicted model, not a curated record.